AUGACAUCGUUCAACCAGCUGAAGCCUCCAGAGCCAGAUCUCACACUGAUGUCCAACGCGAAGUCCAUCAAAUCCUUAAGGCAGGCCGGCAUAACGGCGGCCAUCCUAAGUGGACCAACGAAACUCGUAAGUGAGGAUGAUCGACUGGAUGAAGCGGUUGUGGAUGUGAUAACAGCAGACAUCGACGCCUUGGUGCCCACUCAUGAUGAGGCUGGUCACCCCAUCGCUGAGUGGAAACGUCAGGUGAUGGUGAGACAGAUGCAGACCCGACUUCAGGAGGAGGAAGACCAGAGGAGACAGAUCAUGACCUCUGACUGCCCACCUGUGGACGGCUGGAAGUUCUCCCAGGCCCACAAUGCAGUUCUGGGCCCCUUUGGCGAGCUUUUAACUGAAGAUGACCUGCUGUAUCUUCAACAGCAAAUCGACAACAUGUCCCUCCAGAAGCGUCACCAGGCAUAUGAACUGGAACUGACCAGGUUGAUGGAAGAACUAAAUUCUGUGUUACCUGAGCAGAUUCUGAACAUUUCUCUGAAUAAAGAAGCUCUGCAGCAGAUGGACGAGCAUGGAAGGAAAGCUCUGCCAGUAUGGUGCAAUCGAGUCUCGGAGAUAGCCAGGACAAUGUCACUGUUGGUAGCCAACCUGACUCUGACCAUCGAGAAUGGAGCACAAAAGACCUCACUGGAGGAUACAACGAAGGGACAGCACAGGUCAAGGGAUCUGGAGACGGUAUCCAUUUUUGGUCAUCGUUUAAGUAGCAACAGGGAACGGGCAGAAAAGGAAAUCCGUAAGUCCGGGGUAUCUGUCAGAAACCUCCGAACCAACUUUGAAGGACAGAUUGGUGGUAUUUAUCCCUUUGCCGGGGUGGUUCCAGGAAGCCAGGCCUCGGAGAGCCAAAUGAUAUCUAAAACGUCAGAAAUGAACAGGCAAAAUAGAGGCAUGAAGUUCACUGGAGAUCCUUACAAACAUUCACAUGUUAUAGAGACAACAAGUCUAAGGAAAGAGCGCAUUGUAGUGUUGUUCCUGAGCCACUGGAAGAAGUCGGCUUAUGCUAUCACUAUGCGGACAGCUGUGCAUGACACAAAAUCAGGAAAAGGCCAGAAGAGAAUCCCCUCCUUCUUUCAGUUCUGCCAAAAGCGAGGUGCGGUGGACAAGCUGUUAACUUCCUGGAGGAAUAAACUCCAGCCGCGUGGUGCUCAAACAUCCCAUUUGACAUUGUCCCAAAGUCAACUUACCGUCUACUCGCCAGAACAAUUCCUACCUGAGGUGGAUGGUGUGGCGAUGAGCCAUGAUAGCUUGACAUUGGAUCUCUUUAUGCUAGGGUACUUCCGCAUAUUAGAGCAGGAAUUGUCACCGGUCGAGAGGAAGAUGAGACAUCUGCUCUGUUUCGAAGUCUUUGACCACGUGGGGAGUUUUCCCUGGGAGAGGGUGCGGGAAUUCCACAAGGUUGUUCUUCAUGAAAUCCGAACCGGCAGCAGACAUUGGAGCGAUGGCUUUGAUGACAUCAAAAUUCGCUUCUUCAGUCAGUCGGGACAAGAGUCUGGUUCUGGGUCAUUGCUUUCGUUUCAAAGUGUUUUGUCAGAUGAGGGUGACAGCGGCAUGGACUUGUCAUCCUUCAAAAACGAAGAUAUUUGUCAAUAUAUUGAUCGCAGCUUUGCUUUCUGGAAGGAGAAGGAGGCAGAGAUAUUUGAUUUUGAACACUAG
Messenger RNA from Nerophis lumbriciformis (worm pipefish), 1701 nucleotides. The record is from RefSeq and is a predicted model, not a curated record. Lineage: Eukaryota; Metazoa; Chordata; Actinopteri; Syngnathiformes; Syngnathidae.